AUGGCGUUACGGCUUCUUGCCCUCCAUGGCUUCGGGCAGAAUGCGGAGGUCUUCAUUCAGAAGCGUGCAAAGGAGCUGAUCCGAAAGCUCAAGGGCACUGCUGUCCUUCACGCCAUCGACGCGCCGCACCCGCUGCCCUACGAUGCGAACUUGAGAGGAUGGUGGCUUUAUGGAUCGGAUCUCUGGGAUGGCAAAGCAGAGACGAUUCAAGCCUUGGCCGACACUUUGCUACAGCGCCCGAGCUUUCGCCCGGAAGGGCUUCAAGAGAGUCUAUCCCUGGUCCUGACAGAGUGGGAAAAGGGCUACGAUGGCAUCCUCGGGUUCUCCCAGGGUGCCAUCCUUGGCGCCGCACUUUGCGCGGAGCUUCAGCGAAAGGGCCUCCCACCGCCCAGAUGCGCCGUGCUCAUUUCGGGCUUUGGCAAGCCCGUUCCUGAAGGGGUCAUUUUUCCAUCUCGACCACUGCCGAUUCCAAGCCUCCACAUCUGGGGCGCGGAGGACGACCACAUCCCGGCCUGGGCUAGCGAAGCCUUGGCGACUCGCUUCGAGGCUGCGAAGACGCACGCCCACGGAGGACAGCAUUUCGUGCCGCAGAAAGCUGCUGACUUGAACGUCGUGGUCGACUUCCUCAAGAGCAGCCUCGAUCCGCCGGCCGCUUCUCCGAAACCGGAGAAGGCAGCAGCAACGAAGGCUGGGCUUCCUGUCUCGACUCGGGCGCCUUUGCCCGGACUGGAGGAGCUGAAGAAUGCUUUGUCGGCCUACCCGCCGGUCAAGAGCUGUGGACAGGUCCAUCCCCCUGCGGCGCAGCCAGCAGAAACAGCUGCAGCAGUUGAGUCGACGUCGUACUUGCCUGAGGAGCUGGCACCUCCUGGCACCGGCACCUAUGAGAGGCUCAAAGCGCUCCUGGGCGCAGCUUCGGCGGAGUUCAGCGAGUUGGGACCCCAUCCGCCCUGCCGGACCUCCGAGGAUUCGGUGCAGGUUCGCCUGGCGGGCGGAUGGUCCGACGUGACACUCCACAGUGGCGCAAAGGCAAUGCUCCUCAGGACUGCAGCCGGCACAUGGCUCCACACCGUUCUGCCGGCAGAUUGCAAGCUCAGCUGGAAGAAAGUUCGCGCUCUGCAUGGCAAGGGCACGCGGAUGGCUACGGAAGAGGAAGUGGCUGCAGUAACGGGCUGUUUGCCCGGUGCAGUUCCUCCUUUAGCUGCUUUCCCGGAGAAGGUGAUGACGGUGGUUGACAACACCCUGCCCGAGACCAUCAACUUCAACUGCGGUUUACGGACGCGGUCCAUGCAGAUGACGCGCAAGAUGUUCGAGUCCGUUCAGGACCUGGUCUUCGCGGACAUCAUCGAUUAG
Molecule: messenger RNA, 1350 nt
Organism: Symbiodinium sp. CCMP2592
Lineage: Eukaryota; Dinophyceae; Suessiales; Symbiodiniaceae
Source: the annotation of a GenBank genome assembly